Molecule: messenger RNA, 396 nt
Organism: Parnassius apollo (apollo)
Lineage: Eukaryota; Metazoa; Arthropoda; Insecta; Lepidoptera; Papilionidae
Source: the annotation of a GenBank genome assembly
AUGACAAUAGUUCGGUUAACACCACCCCCAGUCUUACUGAAACCAUCCACAUCUAAUUUAAAAAAAAAUAUUAGUUCAAAUGGUUCUGAAAUAUUAGUUAAAAAGAUAUCGAAUGUUAUGCGCGAGAGUAUAGAUAUGCAAAGAAAUAAUGUUCAACAACAAUAUGGUGAUGAGCAUGGAACUGAGACUUUGUUUUGUUCCAUGCUAACAGUCAUGGACAAAAUAAAUGAUGAUUAUUUAAUUGAUGCCAGAACUGAGAUUGCGACUGUAAUUAAGAAAUACAUACCAAUCAUCUAUCACAUACUAUUUUUAUUGGCAGAAGCAUAUUCUCGUACAUCUACACCAACAAACGACAAUGAUAUUGCUCAAAUGUUAGAACACUUUGAUGGAAUGUGA